UGACAAAUUCAAUUUUUUGUACAUUCUUGGUUUUUCUCUGUCCAACUAUGCUCCGGACUGUUUCGCGGCUGCCACUGCGCAGAUGUGUUCAUACGAAUGCCGGCUCGUCGAGCACGCGUGUAUUCAAAAGUUAUUCAACAAGGUCUCGACUUGCACUGGGAGCUACCGUUACGCUUGCUGCGUACAUGACUUGGUCACUGAGCUCAGACAAUCGGCGGAUAGCACUUGACGCUCAACCUGUGUCCGCACCCAAGAAGCUUCCGGCCUCCGCAGCUCCCUCAGUCGUCGUUGCAGACUCCCCUCCGCUUCCAAUACAGGCUGAAGAGACGUCCUUUGAGGAAUCAGCGCCCGCGCUGGAUGAGGACGCGGAUAAAAGACCACAGGCCGCACCAGAAGAAGCACCGAGUGAAGAGGGGUCGUCUGGGGGCGCUUUCAACCCGGUGACAGGUGAAAUCAAUUGGGACUGCCCGUGCCUCGGUGGGAUGGCCCAUGGUCCAUGUGGCCCAGAGUUCAGAGAGGCCUUUUCAUGUUUCGUAUACUCUGAAAAGGAGCCAAAAGGCAUAGAUUGUGUGGAGAAAUUCAAGAACAUGCAAACAUGCUUCCGGGAACACCCCGACGUGUAUGGGGAUGAAAUUAUGGACGAUGAUGAGGAUGAUGGUGCAGAAUCUCAGGGUCAAGCUACGCCCUCAGAUGUCAAGAUUUCCGAGGCGGAGUAUGCAACUCUGGAUAACGUAGCUCAGGAUCCGGAACAUGCCCAGCCCCAGGAUCUCUCGUCACCCGUUUCCACAUCAUAAAUCUAGAGCAUUGUUAUCUUACUUGGAGUACCAUGGUUAAUUAUCCUUCAUAUAUUCACCACUCAAUCCAGCCGCCUACAUGACAAUACAUAGCGCAUGGAAUUCAAUACAAAAAGCUAUUCUACAGGUAU
Messenger RNA from Suillus clintonianus, 925 nucleotides. RefSeq lists its product as uncharacterized. The record is from RefSeq and is a predicted model, not a curated record. Bases 48 to 794 code for a protein of 248 amino acids. The transcript has 3 exons. Gene Ontology annotation, cellular component: mitochondrial intermembrane space. Gene Ontology annotation, biological process: protein import into mitochondrial intermembrane space. NCBI's taxonomy places the organism in Eukaryota, Fungi, Basidiomycota, Agaricomycetes, Boletales, Suillaceae. Gene Ontology annotation, molecular function: protein-disulfide reductase activity.